Molecule: messenger RNA, 1131 nt
Organism: Alternaria atra
Lineage: Eukaryota; Fungi; Ascomycota; Dothideomycetes; Pleosporales; Pleosporaceae
Exons: 5
Coding region: 1-1131 (376 amino acids)
Source: RefSeq, a predicted model, not a curated record
AUGGACAAAAUCGACUUGUCCCAGUUCGAUGUAUCCAACUUCGACCCUAAUGCCAUUCUGCGGGGAGCACAGCUGACUUUGGUCGGUGUCAAUCGGGCUCUCCAGAAUCCGGGUCUCUUCACUUCGGACCACUAUCGACAGGCUGCUAUUGCUGUAGCUGCAGGCAUCGCCAUCCGUAUCAUUGUCGCCAUACCCAUUGUCGGCGUAAGAGUGCUACUAUGGAUACUCUCCCUCUUCAUCAAUAUGGACCAUACGCACAUGGACGAAAGCGUCGUCAAUGGCCUCCACUUCCUUGAGCAUACCGUACUUCAGGUGCCAUUCUUCCUCAUGACGAUGAUGCGCUACGUCACUCCUACUUUGGAUCGCAUGUUCAUGGACUCCCUCCGUUGGGUGGACGAGACCUACGUACAGAAGCACAAGACCGAAGACCCCCACAACCUCCGCGCCAUGUACUAUCCGAACCUCGAGAAAUACCCCGAUCACGCACCUAAAGUCGAGAGAGAGAAGAAGCCAAUCAAACAGGCUGUCAUGAUGUAUGCAACAAAGCAGGGCAGGAAGGCUGCCAUUUCUUUGACAGUAUUGGCAUUGUCUUACGUCCCAUACGUAGGACGCUUCGUGCUGCCCGCUGCCAGUUUCUACACGUUCAGGAAAUCAGUGGGAACACAACCAGCAGCAGCCAUAUUCGCAGCAUCCCUGUUGUUUCCCCGGAGAUAUAUGGUCAGCUUCUUGCAAGCUUACUUCUCGUCACGAACUCUCAUGCGUGAGCUGCUCGAGCCCUACUUUUCACGCGUUCGAUAUAACAAGGAACAGAAGAAGGUGUGGUUCAAAGACCGGGCUGGCGUGCUCUUCGGUUUCGGCCUAGGCUUCUACAUCUUCGUCAAGAUACCCCUCGUCGGCGUCCUCAUCUAUGGUCUUGCCGAAGCGUCAACAGCAUAUCUCAUUACCAAGAUCACAGAGCCGCCGCUCCCGCCGACGGAAGCUGAGAAAUUCAAGCAAGAGUCACUGCGCUGGAAGAACAAACACGAGUUCCUGAACCUGCCAUGGCAGCACAUGGACGAGUACAACCUCGCAAUGCACAAACCCAAGUUCCAAUCCGAAGUGCGCCAAACACCAAGAAAGACAUUUAGCUAG